AUGUGGAUCUCGCUGGUUCUCUUCGCUAGCUUUCUCGCAAGCACAGCUCUCCAAGAUGGAUCUCGACUACGAUCAAAUGCAACCCUAAAUCUCGCCAAACCCGCCACCCUGGACACGCGUGAUUUUUUUGGACUUGUCGACCGCGCAAGCAGCUAUUACACCUGUGCCAUCGGCAACGACUACUGCGCCGACCCGGGUGAUAUCUGCUGCACGGUGGGAACUUGUCCUAGUGGGUGGAACUGCUGCGGUAAUGCUGGUAUGUGCUCACCCAAAAAUGGCGAAUGCUGCAGCGAUGGGUCUUACUGCGACGCGGGAGAUCACUGUCGCAUAUGGCGGGGCCGAGAGGUCUGCUGUCCUACGUCUGGAUGUGUUGGGGAAAAUGAUAGUGGUGAUUUGGGAAACACGGUUACUGUUGCUGCGAGUAUGACUGAGACUGCUACGAUGUUUACGACGGUUGCACCUUCAUACACGCAUUCGUAUACUUAUUACGACUAUGAGUAUUACUACACCACGAUCUACUGGACUUAUUGGUUCUACUAUUGGACCUCUUACUCUCCAUACACUGUGAAGACAGUGACUUCUACUCAGACGACGACCACGACUAUCUGGUCUGCUUAUGAGACCAAUAGCGCCGAAGCAAGCUCUUCAUUUGCCGCCAAAUCCGAGAGUUAUACCUUUUCUGCACCAUACUAUGCGACUUCGCUUAAGGCAUCCACAGAUCCGGUCAAGCUGGCUUCCAAUGGUUUUUCUACUCCAACUUCGACUUCAUCUUCAGGCCAAGGAAGCAGUCUUACCGUCGGAGACUCCGCGACUGGCGUGUCCACAAAUAGUUUUGCGGUUGUAGCAGGUGCUGGCUUUGUGGCUUUAAUUGCGGCGUUAGCCUUUGGUUUGUGA
Penicillium atrosanguineum is the source of this 894-nucleotide messenger RNA. RefSeq names its product putative GPI anchored protein. NCBI's taxonomy places the organism in Eukaryota, Fungi, Ascomycota, Eurotiomycetes, Eurotiales, Aspergillaceae. The record is from RefSeq and is a predicted model, not a curated record. Bases 1 to 894 code for a protein of 297 amino acids. The transcript has 3 exons.